GAGCGAGGUGCAGAGGGUGCUGACGUACCUGCGCGGCAACCGGAGGUUCGGCAGCCUGAGCCGGGGAUGGCGCGAGCUGGAGGAGGACUCCCCCGUGCGGCUCCUCAACGAGUGGCGGUUCGGCAGGGAGCCCACGGCCGACGCCCUGCUGGCGCCGCUGCUGCAGAUCGUGCGGAGUCCGGAGUUCGCGGGCCCCUCCACCUACGUCGCGCUGGAGGCCUCCCUGGCGGUGGUGCGGGCCCUGUGCGACCAGCCCGAGCCCGGGCCCCUCGCCGGCACGCUGGCGCAGGUCAGCGGCGCCGUGGUGGACUGCGUCUUCGAGGAGACGCACGCCCAGAUGGACGAGGCCACCACCGCGCAGAUGAUCUCUGUGCUGCGGGCGUGCGCCGAGGUGGAUCCCGCCGGCCGGGUGGACACCGCGGCGUUCCCGGUGGAGGGCCGUUUCGGCGCGUUCGCCAAGAUCCUCUCGCUGUGGAGCCACUACAGGCAGUCGCCCACGCUGAGGGGCUGCGCGCAGGAGGCCCUGUUCAGGAUGCUGGAUGUCGUGUGUGACCACCUGGACGACAUGCACGAGUUCCUGAGCCUGCUGUUCGACCGUAUCAGCGGUGAG
Messenger RNA from Prorocentrum cordatum, 610 nucleotides. Lineage: Eukaryota; Dinophyceae; Prorocentrales; Prorocentraceae. The record is from the annotation of a GenBank genome assembly.